CAAAGGUGACCAGUAAAGUUCUCUCUGAGCAGCCAAAAAGCAGACAGCUCAUGACUUCUGAUCAGGACACUAAAGUUGUGGCUGGACCGCAGGUGCAGCAAGUACAAGAAGUUAAAGACGGUUCUCAUCUUGAGUCCACCAAGGUUUCUGAGUUAAAUCCUAAUGCAAAGGUGUGGGGAAAUCAUAUGUUACAUUUGGAAGCAAGUGGUGCCACUGAUGGUAGCGUGAGCAAAACUUGGGAAGAAAUACCUGACCAACCUCCAGAUUCUUGUAAAGAAGGACUGGAUGCCAAUGGUGAUGGCAACAAAAAGCAUCAGAAUGCAGUGCUGACAGAGCUGCAGGAGCCAUCACCAGCUGUUUCGGUGUCAGACCAGACAGAUAUGAACCCUUUGGCACUCGAUCAUUCUGAGUAUGAGUCUAUACAUGAAACCACUCAGACAGGUGGAAACGAACAGCUGCAGCCAGAAGGUCAGGAAGAUUUACGAGAAUUGCUGAAAAAAACACUGGAAUUCUGCUUAUCCAGAGAGAAUCUCGCCAGUGACAUGUACCUUAUAUCACAGAUGGACAGUGAUCAGUAUGUGCCAAUAAUGACAGUAGCAAACCUCGAUCAUGUCAAGAAACUCAGUACUGAUAUGGAUUUGAUUGUUGAAGUGCUGAGAUCGUUGCCUUUAGUCCAAGUGGAUGAGAAGGGAGAAAAAGUUAGGCCAAACCAGAAUCGCUGCAUUGUGAUUUUACGUGAAGUACCUGAAUCUACCCCCAUUGAAGAGGUUGAAGCACUUUUCAAAGGAGAUAAUUUGCCUAAGUUUAUCAACUGUGAGUUUGCCUACAAUGACAAUUGGUUCAUCACAUUUGAAUCUGAAGCCGAUGCACAGCAGGCUUACAGAUACCUUAGAGAAGAAGUGAAAACUUUCCAAGGAAAACCAAUUAAGGCAAGAAUAAAAGCAAAGGCAAUAGCUAUAAACACAUUUUUGCCAAAGAAUGGAUAUAGACCCCUGGAUAUGAACCUCUACACGCAGCAGCGUUAUACAACAUCCUUUUACUUACCUCCAGUAUACAGUCCCCACCAGCAGUUUCCGUUGUACAGCUUAAUCGGCCCACAUACCUGGUCAGCCACACACAGCUACCUUGACCCCUCAUUGGUAACACCAUUUCCAAAUACUGGAUUUAUCAAUGGGUUCACAUCUCCAACCUUCAAGCCUGCUGCUUCUCCACUGACUACACUCAGACAAUAUCCUCCAAGGAACAGGAAUCCUAGCAAGUCUCAUAUACGACAUACAAUACCCAGUGCAGAAAGGGGACCUGGGCUUCUAGACAGUCCUACAAUAUUCAACUUUUCUGCUGAUCGUUUAAUCAAUGGCGUCAGGAGUCCACAGACGCGGCAGCCGGGACAGAACAGGACACGGAUGCAGAAUGCUACUACGAGUUAUACCAAGAGGGAAGUAGGAACUGGACGGAUGGAACAGACCAGCGUUGACUCCUCUCCUGGACUAGGUAGAGGAAGGAAAAACUCAUAUGGCUACCGAAAGAAAAGAGAGGACAAGUUUACA
Messenger RNA from Eurypyga helias (sunbittern), 1547 nucleotides. RefSeq names its product La ribonucleoprotein domain family, member 4B (gene LARP4B). NCBI's taxonomy places the organism in Eukaryota, Metazoa, Chordata, Aves, Eurypygiformes, Eurypygidae. Gene Ontology annotation, molecular function: mRNA 3'-UTR binding. Gene Ontology annotation, cellular component: cytoplasmic stress granule; cytosol. The record is from RefSeq and is a predicted model, not a curated record. The transcript is spliced from 12 exons. Gene Ontology annotation, biological process: positive regulation of translation. The annotation marks the transcript as partial.